GCCAUCCUAUCAUGUCUGGUAUUGAAACAGAACAUUUGGUAUAACCAAAGAUAUUUAUGGUGAAACUAUGGACUUCGAAGUUCGAGGGGAUCUUCGAAUGAGUUUCAGUGAUUGUACGAAAAGUCCUGCGCAGCGACGCUCAAGUACUUGGUGGGCCAUGGCACGAGAGUAGGGUAGUUAGCAUUCUACCCUGGACAGCGGCAGAUUAUUGCGCAAGCGCACCCUAUUCAGUGUGCAUCAAUACUGUGUGUGAGUUCAAGAGAGGGAUUCGAGAAAGCCUUUGAUAUGGUUGCAGACAUGGAUGGAGAAAAGCGGAAAAGAAGUAUCUGCUCACGGCAAGAGCCGUUGGCUGCGCUGAAGAUCUUGAAAGAUGUGAACAACAAGCGUGACGAAAACCCUGAUAGAGUGACUCUGAAAAAAGAAAUAGGACUUUUAAGCGCCUGUACCAUAAUAAUAGGGAACAUCAUAGGUUCUGGAAUCUUCAUCUCUCCUAAAGGUGUUCUAGAGCACUCAGGUUCAGUGGGUCUAGCACUGAUCGUGUGGAUACUAGGGGGAUGUAUAGCUGCCCUGGGCUCCCUCUGCUAUGCUGAGCUGGGGGUCACCAUCCCCAAGUCAGGGGGGGACUACUCCUACGUCACAGAAAUAUUUGGAGGCCUUGUUGGGUUCCUUCUACUGUGGAGUGCGGUGCUCAUCAUGUACCCCACUACCCUGGCUGUCAUCGCCCUCACCUUCUCUAACUAUGUCCUACAGCCUGUCUUCCCCGACUGUGUCCCUCCCUACAUGGCCACACGCUUGCUGUCAACAGUCUGUCUAUUGUUCCUGACCUGGGUGAACUGUUCCAGUGUGCGUAUGGCCACCAGGAUCCAGGAUGUUUUCACGGUGGGGAAGCUGGCGGCCCUGGGUCUCAUCAUAGUUGUCGGCUUGGUGCAGAUCUGCAAGGGUAACUACGAGGGACUGACGCCUCAGGUGGCCUUUGAGUUCAGCAUGACGCCCUCGGUUGGGCAGAUCGCUCUGGCUUUCCUCCAGGCCUCAUUCGCCUUCAGUGGAUGGAACUUCCUGAACUAUGUCACAGAGGAAGUGGUUGAACCACGACGGAACCUACCUCGUGCCAUUUACAUCUCUAUCCCAUUGGUGACCUUUGUGUACACGCUCACCAACAUCGCCUACUUCUCCGCCAUGUCACCCGAGGAGCUGCUCUCAUCCAACGCUGUGGCCGUCACAUUUGGAGAGAAGCUCCUGGGGAUGUUCUCUGUCAUUAUGCCCAUCUCUGUAGCCUUGUCUACGUUUGGAGGCAUCAACGGCUACCUCUUCACAUCUUCUAGAUUGUGUUUCUCUGGGGCCAGAGAGGGACAUCUACCCAGCCUGCUGGCCAUGAUCCACUUUAAGAACUGCACCCCCAUCCCUGCUCUCCUCUGCUGCUGUACUGCCACCAUUGUAAUCCUGUGUAUAGGAGAGACACACAACCUGAUCAACUAUGUGUCCUUCAUCAACUACCUCUCCUAUGGAGUCACCAUCGCAGGCCUGCUCUACUACCGAUGGAAGAAGCCCAAACUUUACAGACCAAUUAAGGUAAACCUACUUGUCCCUAUCACCUACCUGAUGUUCUGGGCCCUGUUACUGGGCUUCAGCCUGUACUCUGAGCCUGUAGUGUGUGGUGUUGGGCUGGUCAUCAUGCUCACUGGUGUACCAGUCUACUUCCUGGGGGUGCACUGGAAAGCCAAGCCAAAGUGUAUCUAUGACUUCAUCGAGUCAGCGACCUAUGUGGCACAGAGGCUGUGUUUCGUGGUCUUCCCCCAGUUCGACCCCAUCGAGAUCAGUCCGAUCGAAGAAUGGCCCGACAAAUCUUCCGACACUCUAUCUGGGAAGUCUUAAACUCUUUUUGCCUUCUGAAGUCUUUUUCUUUUUGUAUAUUCCGUCACUGUAUGAGUACAGACACGGUCCGUUCCUUUUAGUGGAGCCCCUUGUCUGGUGUCUGGUCACCUGAGACUCAUAUCCAUUUCUUUACAGCUAAGUGGAAUUGCCUGCGUUUUGAUGCAUGGGCCACUUGCAAAUUUGUAUUAUUUUGUUUUUGUACUAAGUCGUCAAGUACAACAAGCUAAUGCCAACAGUAUCACAUUUUGAAACAGACUUCAUAUGCCCUAAGGAAGUAUUUGAGCCUUUUCUGUAACUUUUCAACAUUGGCAGUAUUUUUGGUUUUAAUUGAUCUAAGAUUGACUGUGUAUCAUUGUGCCUUAUAGGGGAAAUUGUGUACCUUAUUAACAAAAAUGUAUCUUACCUAUUAUUGUAAUUUGGAUUUUGCUUUGCUUUGGGUGUUCCUUAUGAGAAUUUGAAAAGCACUGUGGUCUUCCAUAUUCUGCUUCUUGCCAGUUGUUAAUUUGCCACAUGACAUGAUUUCCUCAGAUUUGUGAACAUAUUCAGAACUAUCUGAACAAAGACCUCAGAGACUUUGACUGGAAUCCUUUGGAAAUUAAUCUCUUUAGCCAACAGCAGCCAACAACAAAGGUGUUCUGAUUAUAUACUGCUGAAUGAUAGAUGGUUGUAGUUGAUAGUUGAGGGUCACUACGUUUUUACAGUACUUAGUUUGUUUAACUCUUGCCAUUACCUUUUACACUACUGAUUAUAUGUCAUAUACUAUAAAUACACACAACUGUAAAGUUCACAGCUGACUUAAUGACCCAAACUCCAAUUUACACCAGCGUUAUAUGGAAGUAAAACUGCUCACACUGCUCACAAAAUGCUUGCUGCACUUUUCUAAUGCUUGUUUCUAAACUAAGAUUCUAAUAUCAAGUUAACUUAUUUUAUUUUUUAUUCUCUACCACACUUAAAACUAAAUGUUGUGCUGGUAACCUGACCAAAAUAUACAAAAGGCCUUUGCUUUUCCAGUGGAGCACUGUACUGCCAUUUCAUUUCUCUUCCCCAAACAGAACUCUUUAACUGCUAUUGUGUUCUUCAAAUGGCCAGGCCCUUGACUGUUACUGUAAAAAGAAACUCAUGAUAUGUUGUAUUUCUUUUGAAAUGAACAUACAUUUUAAGUAGCCUAGAUUGAUAGAUAUAUACUGUAUUGUACUAGAUAGAUGGAUACUGUACUUGAAACCACACAUUACUCAAGGAACAUAUUUCAUUCCAAUAACCAGAUAAUGAUGUAGGAUUAGGAUAUAAAUAUGUAGUUUGUUAGUACAAUAUGAGUCUGAGUUGUCUCUCCAACAGCUGCCAUGAUCAUUAAGCCAGUCAGGUAAAACACAGUGCUUAUGCAAGUUUUAUUACUACUUUAUAUCCAUCUUAGUUCAGAUUUCUAGAGCAUAUGAAGAGAUUUUACACUGUAAAUUAUUUGUAAAGCAUCAGGUGUUUACAAUGGGUUCUCUACUUGGAAUGUUAACUGGAAUGUAUUUUAGUGCACUUUUUUGUAAAUGAGAAAAUAACAAUAAUACCACAAUAAAUCAAAUACCUUUUGGAAAUGAA
Messenger RNA from Coregonus clupeaformis (lake whitefish), 3459 nucleotides. It is a transcript of the gene slc7a10b, whose product is annotated as solute carrier family 7 member 10b. Gene Ontology annotation, molecular function: neutral L-amino acid transmembrane transporter activity; L-amino acid transmembrane transporter activity. Gene Ontology annotation, biological process: D-serine transmembrane transport; amino acid transmembrane transport; D-alanine transmembrane transport. Bases 286 to 1872 code for a protein of 528 amino acids. The record is from RefSeq and is a predicted model, not a curated record. Lineage: Eukaryota; Metazoa; Chordata; Actinopteri; Salmoniformes; Salmonidae. The transcript has 11 exons. Gene Ontology annotation, cellular component: membrane.